AUGAGCCACCGCUUGUCCCAAGCAGCGCGGCACACGCAAGAGCUGCUCCAAGACCUCGAGCGCGACAAGGAGCUCGAUGUCCUCCGCGUGUACCUCACGCGCUACAACCUCUUUCCCCGGAAGCGCGAUCCCAAGACGGCGCCCAUUCGCGCCGAAGAACUCCGGGACCUCGUGAAACACUGGAAACUUCAUCGGCAGCGCAACUUUUGGAAAUCCCACGCGACCAAAGAAGAGCUUGUGCGCACCUUGUACAAGCACAUCAACACCAAAGUGCGACCGUCCGAGGCACCGACGUCGGCCGUGUCGCCGUCCAGUUCGUCGUCGAGUGUCCUUCCCGCGCGCCCGCCGACACCCAACCCCAGUGAAAUCAAGAAAGCGCCUUUUGAUCGGCGCAUUACGCACCGAGGAAUAUCGAUGAGCAUGGCGGCCUUCACGUCAAAGCUCUCGCCGCGCAACGGCAACUACACCAUCGACGGGUACCAUGGGGACCUCUUCAGUCAGCGCGGCGACUACGACGACGGCAUGAUCUACCUCUCGCGCAUGACCACGUCCAGCGAGACACGUGAGACGGCGCCAGACACGUCGACGACUGCGACAACGACCCCUAGCAUCAAUACAGCCAGUGCUACGAACUCCGUGCAGCCGUGCGGUACACCCUCCACACCACGUAACCCUGCGGAGACACCAACGGACACCCGCAUUGAAGUUGCCGAUGAAGAUGCGACGACACGCGAGGUGCGCAUGAAGCAAGAAUGCGCGUGCAGCUUGUACCAGCUGGCACUGCAAGAAGGGCACGAGGCAGGCAUGGUGCUUGAAGGCUGCGUCCCCGCGCUCGUCCGCCUCUCUCUCUUCGACGACAACGACGUGAAAAAGUACUGUGCAGCGGCCCUCGUCAACCUCACGUGUGACGGCGCGCUCCUUCCGCGCAUGCUCGAAGAAGGUCUUCUCGGCGGCCUCAUGGAGCUCUCCAAGCUUCAGCACGAAGACGUUCGGCGCAACGCGGCCAUUGGGCUCUGCCGCGGGUCGUACGAGCGCAUGGGGCAGCUCCGGCUGCUCCAAGAAGGCUCGGUGCCCGCGAUGAUUUCCAUGUUGAACAGCACCGACUUUGACACGAAAGAAGCGUGUCUCAAGGCGCUCAUCAACAUUGCGUCGUACGCCGGCGCGACCGUCUCGGACACGGUGACCCACACGAUCGUCAAAAUGACCGCCCGCAAAGAUACGCCGAGUUUGCACUUUGUCGCGCAGGCCAUGGCCAAUCUCUCGGUACUCACUGGUCCCCGCGUCAAGGCGGUCGAAGACGGCCUCCUCGAGCCGCUGACCGAGGUGUGCCACGCCGGCGCCUCAAUCGACGUCAAGCGACUCGUCGCCAUGGCCCUGUGCAACUUUUCAGGUGUCGAGACCAACUAUGGGUACUUGAGUCAGCUCCCGAUUCUGCGCGUGCUCGACAUACUUCUCGAGACGCCCGACGAGCGCAUUCGCGAGCUCUCGUCGACGACGGUCGCCAACCUCACGUGCCGCCUCGACGCGCAGCGCCAGCGCAUUAGCAGCGUCCUCGCGAUGCGGCUCAUUCAGAUUGGCUACAUGCAAAACGACGUUAUCCAGAGCAACGUUUCGCUGGCGCUGGCCAACGUGGUGGAGAGCGACCGACUCUUGCUCACGCAACACGGGGUUGUCCCGCUCGUGCUUCGCUUUCUACGGGACGGCACGCCGCUGACGCAGAGCCACGCGGUUGCCUUGCUCUGCGGCCUCAUGGAGCACGAAACGUCGCGCGCGGAGCUCCUCCAGUGCGACGCGAUCGACGUUGUCUUGCACCUCACGACCACGUCCGCGCCGAGUAUCCGCGAGUUUUGCGCGCUCUCUUUCUUUAACUUCAGUGCGCACGCCGACUUGGCGCCAUUCCUGCUCGCCCCGGGCACGCUCGCGACACUCCUCGGUCUCUUGAAGGAGCCACUCCAGGCCAAAGACGAGGGCAAGGAGCCGACGAUUCUGCUGAGCCGGGUUCAGGAAUUAUGCCUCAACUGCCUCUACAACCUCUCGUUCCACGCACCGAGCCGCCCGGGCUUGGUCGCAGAAGGUGCCAUUGGCCUCCUCUGCCAAGUCUUUCGCAAACCGUCCAAGACGCUGGAGCCGAACAAGCGCUGCGUCGCUCUGCUCUGCAACGUCUCGUUUGACGACGGCAGUCGCGAGCAAAUGCUACGCGACGACGUUCUCAAGCUGCUCAAGCGGCUCACGACCAACACGACGUGCAAGGAGCUGCUGCUGUGCGCAUCGUCGGCGCUUUGCAACCUCGCGUGCCCCGCGAUGGCGUCACCCACCACACCGAUCCUCCAGAUGCUCAUGGACCUCUCGCAGUCGCCACACGCCGAGAUCUCGCUCAACUGUGCGAUUGCGUUUGCCAAGCUCGCGGCGACCAGCAUGUACACGGACGUUCUCUCGCGCUGCCUCGAGCUGCCGCCGACCUUGGUGGUGAUGAUGCGCUCGGGCAUCGAGGAGGUGCAGAUCCACUGCGCCACCGCGCUGUGCGGACUCGCGGCCGAGCGCGGCCAGCGGGGGGUAUCAUGUCUCCGGCACCUCUGGAAGGAAGGCACGAUCUCCGACUUUAUCGUCAACUCGCUCUUGCGCAUCAAUAGCGACUCGACCAAAGAGAUCUGUGCUAAAGUGCUCUUCAACGUCCUCACGCACGACGACUGCCGCCUCGCGAUGAUCAAAGGUGGCGUCUUGUAUGCGCUCGUCAAGCUCGCGCGCCUCGAGAGCCUCGAGAUCCGCAUUUUGUGCGUCACCGCGCUCUACAACCUCUCGUGUGACGCGAGUCUUCUCACCGUGCUCCUGGACAUCAACAUUGGUCAAGUUGUCGCCAAGAUGUGCGAGAGCGAUGUCAACAACGAAGAGACGCGGCAGAAACUGGCGGCGUGCCUCGCCAACGUCACCCUCGACGGCGGCCACGAAGCCGCCUUGGUCCAAGGCGAUAUCCUCAAUGCCGUCUUGCUGCUCUGCGAGCACGGCAGCACGCUCUGCCGGCGGUUUGGUGCGAGCGUCCUCGGUGCGCUCUCCAUGUGCCUCGACGUGUGCGACGCCAUGGCGACGCUGCCACUCAUCGAGCUCCUCUUGCAAAUGAUGUGCGCGGAAGACGGUCCGCAGACGCUCUUUUCCCUCAGCGCUCUCUGCAACCUCUCGUGCGCCGCGAGCGCCCACGAAAAGCUCCAGGAGGCCGAGACGAUUGCCUCGGUCGUCGGGAUUCUGCAGACGUCCGAAGAGUCGCUCGUGCUUCUCACUGGCGCCAAGGUGCUGCACAACAUGAGCUACCACGCCAAGUUCCACGCCGCGAUGCUCACAGCCGAGGUCGUGCCAACGCUGUUGCAUAUCGUCACGACCUUGUCCGAAGACGCCGGCGCGGCCAACCAACUCGUGCACGAAGGUGCUGUGCGUAUUCUUCGGUGCGCGGCGAUCCGCGGGAACAAUCCGCGCACGAUCGAGCUGUGCGUCAUUGCGCUCUGCCGUCUCUCACGCGGCGGCCAUAGCGGGCCGCAGCUCGUGGCCGACGGCCUCUUUGAUGUGAUUGCAUCGGCGCGAGUCGCGCUCGUCCUGCGAACGCUCUCGACGUACCUCGCGUGCAUCCCCGCGCUCUUGCACGACGCGCGGAUCGUGCCGAUCCUGCAGACGCUGACGCAGAAGCGCGAGCGAGACACGUGCCGCCACGUGGUGAUGCUCCUUCACAACAUUACCGCGUCCCGAAAUCGCGCGCUCCAAGCGCAAGCCAAAGCCGCGGGCGUGAUCCCGCUGCUCAUUAUGCUCUCGCAGGUCGGCGCGUCCGACAUUCGCCAAGUCUCAAGCGUCGCGCUCGCGCACCUCAACGCCGAGCUCUCGGACCGCGACGACCACUACGACACCGGGCUUGUCUCGACCUUGAUCUCGAUGCUCGACAUGGACCCGUCGACCAUGCACACGGUCGAGAAGCUCGCGGCGGCGAUGCCACCACCCCUCAAGCUCCAGAGGCAAGCACCAUGGAGCUUCCAUACAGGCUUUCGACCGACGCGGGUGCUCCUGCAGCUCCCGGUCGUCUGGACUCUUCAAGUCGCGCCCGUCGACGACGCGCGUCUCGUGCCACCCGAGCCCAGCGCGCUCGGCCUCGGUCCUCUCGGGCACCAAGCCGCGGAGAUCCUAAGAAGCAUCCAAGACACUGUGCACGGCCAGUAUACCAUCAUGCGCGUUGCAAGCGACAAGUGCCGGCUCAAACCAGCGCCGCGCACGACGCCGCUCGCACCAGCCGUCGUCCUGCAAAAGCUCGCCGAGCCUGUCGUGCAGAAGCUCGCCGAGCCCGUCGAGGUCGAGAAGGAGCCAGCAGUGAUACGCCCCGUGGCGCCGCCGCCCAAGCCGACCAAGCCGACCAAGCCGACGCCGCUGGUGAACCACACAUCAUUCAACAGCGCGCAGCGCUCGAGAGCGAUCCCGCACAUGCUUCCCAAACGCGGCUCGGCAGGCCAUCUGAACCUGCCAAAACUCUAG
Saprolegnia parasitica CBS 223.65 is the source of this 4503-nucleotide messenger RNA. RefSeq lists its product as hypothetical. Gene Ontology annotation, biological process: nucleus-vacuole junction assembly. Lineage: Eukaryota; Oomycota; Saprolegniomycetes; Saprolegniales; Saprolegniaceae. The coding region runs from base 1 to 4503 and encodes 1500 amino acids. Gene Ontology annotation, molecular function: protein binding; protein-membrane adaptor activity. The record is from RefSeq and is a predicted model, not a curated record. The transcript has 6 exons.